Triticum urartu is the source of this 2766-nucleotide messenger RNA. Lineage: Eukaryota; Viridiplantae; Streptophyta; Magnoliopsida; Poales; Poaceae. The record is from RefSeq and is a predicted model, not a curated record.
CUGAGUCAAGAUUCCUCGGAAUGAACUCUACAUGUCGAGGGUUCAGUUCUGGUACACAGGGAACACAGUAAGACAAGGAAGCCUAAUAGCACCUUAGCUUCCGAAAGGACACGAACCACUUGCUGAGAACACAUUUAAUCUUUCCAAGUUCCAACUGGAUCUGCAUGCCAUCAAGGUCUAACUCAGGGAGGCUCGGAGAACGAAAAAGCAGCUAUCGUGUGAACCAAGGCAUAAUGCAGAGCACAGAAUGAAAUAACUUCGCACUCAAGAGUGCUCAUUCUUAAUUUUGCAUUUUCACUACCCUGUAGACUAUUUAUUGACACAAAUUCAGUAGAGAACAGAAUCCUUUACCACUACUAUGGCAAAGCUAUCUUGAAUGAUGGAAUCCAUGAAGCAGCCUUGAUUCUUCGGUCAUAUUUGUCCACAUAAAUCUACUACUGCUUUAUAAUUCCUCUGUACAGCACAGAUUGUACGAAACACCAUAGGUACAAAGUUGAAGGGAGAAUAUAUCUUUUCCACUAUAAAUAGACAGUACUCAGUGUGACUACGCAAGGAACCAGCACCCCCUGCCCCCAACCCCGCCUAACCGCUCCAAAGGAGAAAACAUUCUCUUUAGUGCCACACAGGUACUAGAAAAGAAUGAAUACUUCUCUUGUAGUAUACCUAAAAAGUCUUAAAACUUUCUGUGCAUUUGCAUCCACCAAAUUCUCUUCUUUUGCCAAAUCUGCAUGGCAAUCCAUGAAAUACUCCUGCCAGUUCAUCUGCCAAACCAACCCGCUCUUUAUCCAAGUCACCUAUUUCACCUUGAUCUCAUUUGCUGGAUAUGAAGCUCUGAAGGUUCUUAACUCUCAAGAUAAGUCAAAUACUCUGAAAAACUUAGACGUGUUGUUUACUUCUGUAUCUGCAUCAACUGUCUCAAGCAUGGCUACUGUUGAAAUGGAGGAAUUCUCAAGCAAACAACUCUGGGUUUUGGCAAUUUUAAUGCUGAUUGGCAGUGAGGUGUUCACUUCAAUACUUGGUCUUCACUUCAUGAGGGCUAAAUUCAAUACAGAAAAUUCACUCAACACAAGGGACCACAUAUCUCAUAUUGAUAUUGAAUCUAUUAAUGUUGCAAACUUUGAUCCCAACACUAGCCAUGGCACAAAAGAUGCAGUUGCAUUUUCCGAACUCCGCCAGGCAAACAAACAACAUGUUGAUCCCAAGACAACUGUACUUUUAGGUACUGCAGUGACGGUCUGUCUUCUAAUAACAAACUUAGGGAGCUCCUUACUUAUUUACCUCUACCUUAAGUUAGUACCAGAUGCACAAGAAAUUCUGAAGAGAAAACGGACUGGGCUCAUUUUAUUUUCUGUAUUUACGGCUAUAUCCUCGGUUGCAAACUGUGGCUUCACUCCAGUAAACGAGAAUAUGGUUAUCUUCCAGAAGAACUCCGGUCUGCUAUUGCUAAUUAUUCCUCAGAUGCUAGUAGGAAAUACAUUAUUUGCACCAUGCUUGAGAUUCAUGGUGUGGUCACUCCAGAAGAUUACCGGGAAACAAGAAUGGUGUUACAUUCUUGAGCAUGCAAACGCCAUCGGAUACAGGCAUCUUAUGAGUACAAGAAAGUGUGCUUACUUAAUUUUAACUGUUGUGGGCUUCAUAAUUCUGCAAACCAUAUUGUUUUGCUCUUUGGAAUGGAGCUCCGAGGCUUUGCAGGAAAUGAGCAGCUAUCAAAAGAUAGUAGGUGCUCUUUUUCAGUCAACCAAUGCGAGGCAUGCUGGUGAAACUAUUGUGGAUCUGUCAAGAAUCUCUUCGGCAAUAGUAGUCCUAUACACCGUCAUGAUGUACCUUCCCGGCUACACAUCAUUUUUACCCAAUUACGACGAUCGGUAUUCUAAGGACGAGAAGAGAUACAACAGAAAAGGGCUAUUGGAGGACUGGAUCUUGUCCCAAUUGUCUUAUUUGGCUAUCUUUGUCAUGCUAAUUUGCAUCACUGAGCGAGAAGCACUGACCACAGAUCCACUUAAUUUCAAUGUUUUCAGCAUACUGUUUGAAAUUUGCAUAUGGAAACGUGGGCUUCUCUAUGGGUUACAGCUGCAAGAGGUUACUGAAACAAGACCUACACUGCAAGGAUGCUUCAUAUGGGUUUGUUGGGAAAUGGAGCCACGAGGGGAAAAUUAUUCUGAUCAUCGUCAUGGUCUUCGGGAGGCUUAAGGGGUACAACUUGAAGGGGGGAAAAGCAUGGAAGCUUAGAUAGCAUCAACUCCGUGAGGGCCUAGUAUUCCCCCUCCCAAAUAGGCAAAUAUGGUGUAUAGCUUCGGACAUGCAUAACAAACGGCAUCGUCGCUUUUCCUUCACCAAUAAUCUGUGUCCACCUUGUAGUCGUAUGAUGCUAGUAAAGGAUAUGAAUAAAAAUACUAGUAUAAUAGUACAAAGAUAGUAAGCACACACGUACAGGAGUGUUUGGUUUCCAUUUACCGUACGCAUCGUCAUACACAUCACCCUGGUUCCCUACAUCAAUGCGACAACACCCAAUCAUCUAGCCUCCAUAAUUUAGCAAUUCACCCUUGGCAGUUCAUACUUGAUCCAUUCUCCGUGCAUUCACCGAAAUAGGAAAGCGCGGGUAAAUUCGUAACAAAUAACACGAUGACAAAACUUUUGGAAAUCAGAGCUGGUUGAUCUCGGCCCUAGCACCAAGAGAUGCGGUAACUUGAUAGCACAGCCACAGUGACUGAUGCCUAGCGAGGAAUGGACGGGUGGCUCGGUUCCGCAACGAUUUCGAUGCGUGAA